Molecule: messenger RNA, 1287 nt
Organism: Olea europaea var. sylvestris
Lineage: Eukaryota; Viridiplantae; Streptophyta; Magnoliopsida; Lamiales; Oleaceae
Exons: 4
Coding region: 213-737 (174 amino acids)
Molecular function (GO): protein binding
Source: RefSeq, a predicted model, not a curated record
UUUUCUUUUUCUACAACAUUUGCAUUUCUUAGCUUUCACUCAUCUACACACUACACUACUACUGCACUAUCAUUUGCACUUUUGCUUGUAUUUUCUUGACAUCUGGAGAUACCCUUUUGCCAGCAAAGGACGUGUCUUUAAUUUGGAGUUUCUUUCUCUGAGAUUCAAUAUCCUCUGCAGGGUAUUCCAGUGAGCUAUAUUAAGCAUCGAUCAUGGGCUCUGGAGUUUGGUUCAAGAAUAUAAUGAGUAAAAAGAAGAGAGGUGACAGAUCGCAAAAAUUGAAGCAGAUAUAUUCAACACCCGAACUGUCAAAUGGGUACAAGGAGGAAAACUGCUUGCAGAAUGAGUCUCCAAUAUUAACAAAUGAUGUUUCUGAGGAAAAUCAUGAUGAUUUUGGCAUGCGCAUUGAGGAGAUUGCAGCAACUCAAAUUCAAACUGCAUAUCGAGGAUACGUGGCAAGGAAAAAUUUCGGUCGUCUAAAAGCAACAGUAAGGUUACAGAACCUGUUGCAAUGUGAUGCUGUUAAAAAGCAAGCAUCAACAACUUUGGGCCAUCUCCACUCAUCGACCAAAAUUCAGGCACAGAUUAGAGCUCGCCGAGUACAUAUGGUAACAGAAGGUCGUCUCAGGCAGAAGAAGCUAGAGAAUCAAUCAAAGCUUGAAUCAGAGCUACAUGACCUAGAGGUGAGACUGGAUGCUUUCUUAGUUGAAGGUUUUGUUGCAUUCUUGUUAUUGUAGUUAAUGUUUAAGAAGGAAAAGGGACAAAGAAACAAACAAAAAAUAUUUAAUGUAGAUGUAACUAGGUUCCACCUGUGAAUUUUUGAAAGUUUAUCAGACACGUUAUCUGAAGUCUUAACCACUACUUUCUACUAGAUUAAGAAGUACAAUUAUACAAGAGAAAGUAAGUGACCAAUUUUCUGUAUCAUUCCUGUAACUUAUGUGUGCUACGAAGAACUAAAACCAAGACCCCAUACGGAGACAUAGAUAAACCAUAUUUGUCCUCUAUCCUCAUCGUAACAUGUUUACAGGACUUCUUUAAGAAUUAGUAUCUGUUUUCCUCUAUCUAUACAAGUAUUAAUAUUUCCUUGGACAAAUUGUACUAAUUUGACAACGAAGUAGUUCUUGGGAUAGCAAUUAGCAUUCAGACCUUAUUUGAUCAUCUGACUGUAACAAGUCUUUCUUUUAUUGGAAUUCUUUAUGAUGUCUUUACAAUAAAGGACAUAAUUUAAUGAUUUGGGCUGUUCAAAAAUUAUGCCUAUCUUCCAUUAAUGUAAUUCCUGACAGGUGG